UUCUGAAUGAAACGGUUCCAAGGCACUGAGGAAGGUCAGAUCCUCUGUGGGGCCGUGGGCACAAAGGGUCUGUGACGGGCAGAACACUGCCCCGGGUUCCGAGCCAUCCCGCACGUCCCUCCAGCCCUCCCUGCUCACAGGUCACCUGCCAGCGGCCCGGGAGCGGCCCCCAGGGCGGAUGGACGAGCGCUCCUGCGGCAGCCCCGGCCAGCCUGCCCCCCACACCUGCUCCGCCAGCUAGUCCAGAUGGGGACCCAGGGGCCAUCGGGUCUCCUCGGCUGGGAAGGCCAGCUAAGGGCCGUCUCUAGACCGUUCCCUGAAAGUGAACAUUGGGGUUCCUUGUGUGCUCGCAGCCGGGGCGCAGGGGCGCACGAGCACCGGGCUCCGGGCCCCACACCGACCGGCUCUGGCCACUGGCCGCUGACAAAACCCCCAGGCAGAGCGGCAGUGGUGGUGACGCAGGACGGGAGCUUGUCGGGGAGCCGACCCCAGGCAGACAGCAGCCUCGCGUCUCCGUCUCCAAAGCGCUGGAAACACGGCAGCUUUCUCUGAGGACACAUGGGCCAGAGGCUGGUGGCGCGGGCAGGUCCAAGUACUGUACUGCCACCAAAUUUAAGAAUUUUGGACGACGAUGUGGCUGGAGUAUUUGAUGAAAUUCUAGUCCAAGAGAUCUUGGAUCCAAGCAAUUCAUCACUGCUUGUAACACAAAGGCUACUAUCAAAAUCAAGAGCUUUGAAGAAAGAAAAUACCCACACUGAAAAGGAGUUUAAGACGGGUAUGAAUAAGAAGUAUCAUGAAAAGGAAUUAUCUUCUGAGAAUGAAGACGCGUCUUCCCUGAAUGAAGAGGAGGAAGAAACAUUUUAUCAGAUUAAAAGCCUAGCAGCUCUGGAAAAAAUCAUUUACAGCCUCCGAAGAGCUUUAGGCAAAACUCUCCAGCAAAAAAUAAAGAAGCACAAACAUUUGUUUAGAGGAGCCAAAAACCACAAGGGGAGACAGAGACUGAACUGAGAAGCCAAGACUGCCUGAGGGGACAUCCACUCAUUCCCACCAGUGGGAAGAAUAAAAUAGAACCACUAUUUUGUAUAAGGAAAAAUCACUUUAUUCAAGUAGUGCCAAAUAAAAUGAACAUACUUAAAUAUUA
Canis lupus familiaris (dog) is the source of this 1141-nucleotide messenger RNA. RefSeq names its product sperm acrosome-associated protein 7-like. NCBI's taxonomy places the organism in Eukaryota, Metazoa, Chordata, Mammalia, Carnivora, Canidae. The transcript has 6 exons. Gene Ontology annotation, cellular component: acrosomal vesicle. The record is from RefSeq and is a predicted model, not a curated record. The coding region runs from base 559 to 1008 and encodes 149 amino acids.